Ostreobium quekettii is the source of this 1569-nucleotide messenger RNA. NCBI's taxonomy places the organism in Eukaryota, Viridiplantae, Chlorophyta, Ulvophyceae, Bryopsidales, Ostreobiaceae. The record is from the annotation of a GenBank genome assembly.
AUGGCGGAUCAGGGGGCGGGGGGCGAGGGGGGCCCAAGGGCGGGCCUGGACGUGGGGUGGAUGGACAGGGUGGCCGACGCGCCCGUGUUCAGGCCGUCCAUGGCGGACUUCGAGUCGCCCAUCGAGUUCAUCAGCGAAAUCGAGGCCGAGGCGGCGCGCUACGGGAUAUGCAAGAUCGUGCCCCCCCCGGAGCUGGCGUGCUCGGCGGCCCUGCUGUUUGCAGAGGACUCGCCACUCAGCAGCUUUUGCUUUGACGUUCGGCAACAGCGGGUCAAGGACUUUGUUUGGCUUGAUUUUAACAGGAAGGAGGAGAUAUACAACACCAGCGAGAAGUACACUAUCAAACAGUUCGAGGAGAAGGCCAACCAGCAUGCGGUCAAGCUCUUGGGAACGUCGACACGUGUACACCCCAAAAUAGUGGAGGCAGAGUACUGGCGCGAGCGUUUGAGUGUGGGAGGAAGGGCCAUAUGGGUGGAGUAUGGUAAUGAUGUUGAGGGCACUGGCUUCCUGCCUCCAGGUGAUGGUAGUCACACACUAUCAAAUACAAGAUGGAACCUCAAGGAACUGGCUAAGGACAAGGGGUCUGUGCUGCGCCACAUCAAGGGGGAGUACCCCGGCAUUUCGCAGCCCAUGUUGUAUGUAGGCUCUCUCUUUGCCACAUUCUACUGGCAUGUCGAGGACCACUUCAUGCACAGUAUCAACUUCAUGCACUGUGGGGCGCCGAAGACGUGGUACGGUGUGCCAGGCAGCUAUGCCGAGGCCUUUGAUGGCGUGGCACUGAAGAAGGUGUACGCACAAGCUGUGGACAGACUCAUGAAAGAGGAGAAUGUACCACUGGAGAGUGCCCUGGCCCACGCGCUGCGUACGCUGUGCAGCAAAUCGACCCUGUUCUCUCCUGAGUUCCUCAUCGAUGCAGGAAUCCCAGUGUAUCGGGUGGAGCAGUGUCCGGGUGAGUUUGUCGUCACAUUUCCACGGAGCUAUCAUGCGGGCUUCAGCCAUGGCUUCAACAUUGGUGAGGCUGUCAAUUUUGUGCUGCCUGAAUGGUUUCCGAUGGGCAGCGAAGCCGUCAAGCGGUAUUGGUACCUGCGACUUGGCCACAUUCUGCCCCAUGAGGAGAUGUUGUGCAAGGAGGCUGCAUCCAUAGGCUAUCGACUUUCCUGUGGAGGGGAGACAAGCCGGCCAGACCACGUCGUGAUGCGGGAGUUCGUGAAGUACGUGCUGGAAGUGGAGUCCCUAAAACAGGCUCUUAAAGACGCCGGCCUCCCUGUGGUCGUGGUGCCCGCCCAGCGCGGAAACUCCAGCUGCAUGAGGUGCGGUCGGAAGUGCUUCCUGAGCCACGUGCACGUGCCCGGGGACGGAGAGAAGUACCUUUGCCUGCACUGUGCCCUCUGCGCCCGAACGCAGUGCCUGCCCUCGGACGACGACUGGUGCGGGUACAAGCUGUGCGGCUGGCAGGUGGAGACUAAGAGGUACGCGCUGGAGUUCCAGAAGGUUGCGAGGCUCUUUCGGAAGUGUGGGGAUUUUGAGGGGUCUCCCCUGGCCGCGGCGGGGCAGGACAGCCCCGAUUAG